UGUUUGUCUCCAUGGAGACACCACAACAAGUCGGCAUGGAGACAGAGAUUUAGCAGCACUAAAGGAGGUGUAUCUUUUAAAUGUUUCAAAUCUAGUCUUCCCAGUCUCUAAAUGUUUUGAUGGUGAACUAGAAGAAGAUCUGCCAUGUGUGACCUGUACAGAGUUUCCUCCUCUGACAGAGUGCAGCAGAUGGAGGCAGAGCUGUCGCAUCAGCUCUCAGCACUCAGGGCGGAAAUUGAGGAGAAUGGAUUCUCACACGGAGCAGGGAAAUCAUACAGUUCUGUUCCACCUCCAAAAGAUGUUUCCUUCUUCCGUGUAGAGAGGGAACACACACUGAGGAGGGGGCUUCAGGUGGCUGAAGCUUUGCCGGUUCAGUCUCAGGCUGACGUGAUGCAGAGAGAGCUGGAGAGCUGCUUGAGUCUUGAGUACACACCUGACAGUCUGCCUCCUCUCCUGCACCAGUUUUAUACGGACAGAUCGUAUCACUUGGCUCAGAUCAAAUAUCUGCUCAUGCUGAGAUGGAGGAGAUUUUGUCGCCACACCAGCGUCAUUGAGAAGCUUUAUCCUCAUUACAAGGGUCAGGUGUCAUACUUGACGAGUGAGUACGAGGACGCCGUUCAGAGAGCUCGCAGGCUGUCAGCGAGCAGAGAGAAGAUCCUGACCGGCAGAGGAAACCCUGCUAACCUGCUGACUCAGGACGAUGUGGUCAUUUACCUCCGGUGGCUGGUCUGUCAUCUGCACUCUGUUCAGACUGUUCACAACUUCCUCAGGGUGCUGCACUAUAUACCAGCUUGUGAAAGGAAAGAUGAAGAAUUUCAGCCAACUGCCAAAAAGGAAGAGGAAACUUUUCAUCAGACUCAGCAUACUGACGGAGAACAUGUUCCGCUGCUCUCUGUUCACCUGGAGGAGUUUCUACCUGAGCUGCAGUCGCUCAUCACCUACUUCCACUUCUCAUAUGACGCUGGGAAACUCAGGACCACUGCGGAUGAGAUGGAGUUGUUCAGCAUGGUGUGGAGGGAGUUCAGGACAAUCUUCAGACAACAAGAGCAGAUGAAAACAUUUCCCCAGUACGACGGCACAGAGGUCAAACAGAGCCAGUGGGGGAGGACGAGUGGCAGCAUGGCUCUGAGGAAGGAGGCCAACUGGAUCCCUUUCAUUCAGGUGAAACCCACUCAGGAUCCGUGGCAGCAGAAGCUCGUCACGAAGCUGAAGGAAAAGAAACGUGUGGACGAGCUGCUGAAGAUGCACAGCAGGUUUCUUCAGGUGUCCGAUCUGCUCCACGUGGCUGCGGCUCUGAAAGACCACGGCGCCCAUGUUGGUGAGUCACAGUCCGUACCCGCCUCCUCUGCCUCACACAGCGGGAAGACGAAACGACAGAAGAUCUCCGAGAUCUGGACGAGCAUUUACAACGCUGCGAGUUUACCUCAGGAAACACACAGUCACUCAUCCACAUCCAGAGGCGGAGGACGCAGUGACAUCAGGAGGCUGAAGAGUCAAAGGUCAACAAACGAAUGUCUGCAGCUUCUGGGUCUGGACGACAGUUUAGAGGAAGGAGCCUCAGAUCUCAUCGUAUCCAGAGGUGCUUACCUGUCCCGGACUUACCUGCGUCACCUCAAGCUUCGAGAGCUCCAGCGCGUGUGUCUUGGGAUGCUGAACUACCUGCGCUCUGUGGAGAGGACGUUAACCUUUGACCUGGCAGGUCUGCAGCUGGAGGAGGGAGAGCUGUGCAGCACGGCGGAGGAAACCAGCUGGAUGAACGCAGCCAGAGGAGGAAGCGGGGAGGCAGGAGGUCUCAGCUCGCUCCAGAACAACCACAACACUCCAGUUGACUAUAAGGUUCAUUGCUCAGAGUUUAUGGAGUUUGCCGAGGUGGAGAAUCUACAUGAUUUCUACAGCACUGAGGAGCGUUUCAUCCACACCCAGGACCAGAGAGGGUUUUACAUCGUGUACGACGCUGCUCUGAAGGACCUGGAGAAGCUGGAGGAUGAGCUUCUUCUAGUUGGCUCGCACUUUAUCCAGAGGAAACGGACUGAGACGAAGGGAAAAGCCGAGGGAGCCUCCACCUCGGCCUCGACUGUAGACAUCCACUGCUGGGCUGGGACAGACGUGGACCGGGUUGCAGUGCUUCUCGACUUGUGGACGUGUGAGACGGAGUUUUUGGAAAGCAAAGUACAGCUGUUAAACUGUUACUGUGAAGCCUACCAGCAUGCAGCAGGGACUGAGGAGAGGUUGGCACUGGCCCGAGUCAUCACUGACAUCAUGCACAGCAGACCGCUGCUGGACCUGAACCAGGAUUACUUUGUUCAGGUCUACAGGGCCGAGACAGACUGCCUGCGAAGUCACCAGAGGCUGAUCAAAGACGUUCUGGAUAAUCAGAUUGAAAAGCAGCGGCAGUUCCUCCAACGCAUCUGGAGAGACGAUCGUAAAGGCUCUGCUCAUGAAUACGGUCUUCCACUGAACUACGUCCCCAAACAUCUGGUCUCACUUGGAGGCAGCAGCCCUGCACUGAUGAACGUAUUCCUCCUGGAGGUUCACCCGUCCCUCUGCGCGGCCGCUGCAGUCUAUCGCGGUUUAGUCCAGGCUCACACAGAGCUCUGUCAGCUGCACCGAGCCACGAGAGUCUCUGACAGACUCGUCCUGCGGCAGAAGCUCCUGCAGCAGGCCCUGCACAGCUGGACGAGCCUGCCUUCACCCGGAGCCUCCUACAGCUCUCAGAUACAGAAGGAUCUGUUCUCAGGUGUGUUUUUCGAGGACACGCUUUUGGUCCAAAAGGUGGGGCUGUCAUUAGUGAAAUCUGCGGAGGAGAGGGACAUGAAGCAGGGGAGAGAGAAACAGUCGUACGCAGUGGAAACUUUCUCCAAGCUGCUGGAGCUCGUCACCAUCCGCCAUCGGCUGCUGGAGUCGGCCUCUGAGACCGCACAUCUGGCACAGUUGUACCAAACUGUGGCUUCAGAGCUCGGCUUCAACGAGUUCCACCUGUAUCUGAGGCCGGUGCAGUUUGGGGUCGCUGAACCGAAAGCCCAAACAGAGCAGCGGCCUAUUUUUAUCACAGCGGUACUGGAGGAUGACACUUCUGUGGACAGGUUCACCCCGUCCCACCUUCCUCUGAGUGUCCAAGAACUGGACGAGAGCCAGAUCGGCAGGUUUAGCUUCAGCUCAGAGGAGGCCGUUAUUCACCUUAUGAACCAGCAGAGUAUGGAGAACCUCCAGGUGACUCUGGCCUGUCAGGUUACACAGAAGAACGCCUUGAUAAGCGCUGUGAAAGUGGCUUGUGCCUGCUAUUGGGCAGAAAGUGUGACAUCAUCAGCUGAGGUUAUUUACUCUCAGAGCGACGACGACAUUCAUCCCGAUAAAGAUGUGAAAUCUGCAACGAGACUUGACUCCAAACCUGGAAGCGACACUGACAACCUGCAGGAAGAAUCGCACUCUUUACCUCCCAGUGGCUCCAGGAGAACUCCCAUCACCACCAAGGAGUGGCUGAUGGAAGCCUUUGUGUCCAUCCAGCUGGAAAAAGUGGGUCUGCGUGACAAGAUGCUGAAUUCAUUUAUGAAGAGGAAACAGGCCGUGGGGGGUCUUAUAAAAACCCCAGAAGAAGCAGCAAAGAUCAAAAGGAGCCUCAUAAUCGACUUCCUCAUGAAAUUCAACACACAGAUGUCUCAGUACUGUGUGAGAGCGCAGAUUCUUGCAUAUUACUACAGUCUAACGUCUCUUUUGGACGACGUCCCCUCCGUCCGUCAGUCCCACUUCACGACACAACAAGCCAGCGAGCACACCUUUGGGCGUCAGCACCGGCAGCUGUUGUCUGCAGACGGCAAAGCUCUCCUCAACCUGUGGGUCGUCCCUCACUUCUCUGAGGUGCUUCACAUGUUCAAGACGCUACAAGUCACGGCCUGUGCCACAGCGCUGCAUCACACUCUGCAGAUAGUUUCAGCUCUUCAUGACAUUAUUUAUUACCUGGUGAGUUUUUCCAGACUUGGAAACACUGAAAACCCCUGUAGCUGGAGGAGAGGCCAGGAGGCACCAGGCUCACUUCUCGUAGCUGACUGGGGAGGCACUGAAGGCAUCGGGGCGGAGCUGCUGGAGAUCCAGCGACAGGUCGAGCGUCUGUCUGAUCCCAGUUGCCCGGAGUCUGUCGGGCGUCUGCUGCAGCAGCGCAGGCAGGUGCUGCUGUUGCAGUUUGACACUGCUGUCAGACACCUCAUCAGGGAGGCGUUCCUCUCCUCCGGUGAUGUUGCAUCUUAUCAGAGUGUGAGUGACAACAUGGCGGCUGCUCUCCCUCUGCUGAGUGACAUUAUUCAGACUGACGUGUUCAGUCUCACGCUGCCUGUUCCUCGACCUCUAGAGACUCGCGGCCGUCAGGCACAGACCAUGUAUUCGUGGAGAAGUUUCAUAUCCUGUCAGGGACUGUUCCCUCUGCGUGUUUGGGACAUACCAUCCAUCGAAUACUGCAUGCAGCUGUGUCUGAGCGGUCUGAGCGACUGCAGCAGACUUCAGGCCAACGCGGCCGUCCUCGGCGUGUCGCUGCUCAUGGAGGACGUCCUGAACAGCGGAAGAGACGCGAGGCCGGUCCGUCUCCACGGCAACAAGGAUGACCUUCUGCACGAUGGAAAACCUAAUGAAGGGGAUGAAAACUGCCUGGAGGCUGAAGUGGAAGAGGACACGACGUGUGUGUCAGACUCCAGUCCUCCUCUUCAGGAUCUGGUUCGAGUCCAGUCUGUGCUGAAGGGUUUCCUCCUGCUGACCAAGCAGCUUCAGGUCUUCAAGGAGAGCUGGGCUCGAAGACGUCUGGGCCCUGACAUCUUCACUACGCCCAGCUUAUAUCAGCAGUUUGUGAAGCUCUACAGAGCUGAGAUCUUUUACCCCAGCAUGAGAGCUCUGGCUCAACACAUGGGGAAAGAGCGAGGCUAUGAGGUCGUGGUUUCUGGCAGCCAGUCUCUCCUGCCUCCUCCUGGAGCUUCAGAGGUCGAUGUGAAAGCCUGGCAGCUUCACAGACUGCUGGAGAGCACAGAGUGUGACAUGAUCAAAGCAGUGCAGAGGAGGAUCAACAGAGAGCUGACCCUGGUGCUUUCAGAGCGAACCCGACAGGAUACCUGCCUCCCAACAGAGCUGUGGAAAAAAGCCCCAGUGAAGUACAGUUUGUCCCCUGAGCGGCCGCAGAUGGUGGAGACGUUCAUCCAGCAGCUGAUGGAGGGAGCUGAGCAGGCGGAGGGACAGAUGAGGCUCUCUCCGGAUCUCCUCCAGCGGUGUGUGACUCUCCUCGGCUCUUCUCUGAUGGAGCGGGAGCGUCGCUGCUUCCUGUUUUACUCACACUUUUACGAACAAAUCCUGCAGCAGCAGACGCAGCUUCUGUACCAGAGAGAACAGGAUUUAAAGAAUCUGAAGGACUCUCACACAAGCAACCUUCACACAGAGGUGGCAGGUUUAUGUCGUGGGAUGAUGUUGGAGAUCUCAGCUCUGCAGGCUCGAGUCGCUCACCUGGAAGAAGAGAAACGAUCUCUAGAGGAAGAACUCGGUCUCAGAUUUAAAGAGCGAUACGACCCUUUGGUCCGACAGCUCUUCUCUACCUGCAUCCAGCUGAAGGCCAGACUUGAUGAGUAUCGCCGACAGAUGGAGCAGGAUGUGAGUGUGAUGGUGAACAGAGUAAGAGCGGAGGGAGUGGACCGAAUUAUGAAGCUGAAGAAGAAGUACGGCUGCACCAAAGACGACGAAGGACUCACUCUCACACAGUCGAAGAAGGAGGAAGUCCAUGAGUUGAAGCUGGAGAACAGCCGGCUCACGGCUCUGCUCUGUAAAGUGAAGGCUCUGAGUCGAUGGAGGCAGGUGGUCGACCAGGAGAAACUUCACAGACGGCUGCUCCAGACUCAGCAGAGGGAGAUUACCAGUCGCACCGAGGCCCUCAGGGUGAAGAUGGUGGCAGAGGAGGAGGUGGUUUUCCUGCAGGAGGAGCUGGACGCCGCCCGGCAGCUGCUGACCUGCUGCCAGGCCGAGUGCAGCCGCACCAAGAAGCUGCUCGGCAGGAAGACCGAAGAGCUGCAGGCGGCCAGGCAUCAGUCGGCGCAGGAGUCGCGCAGCAGGCAGGAGGUGGACAGUUACCGAGUGCAGAGCCUGGAACAAAUGAGAGCCGACGUGGAGGAGAGAGACCGACAGCUCCGAGCGCUCGGCGAGCAGCUGGACAGAGGCGGCAGGAUGAACCAGCUACAGAGACGACACAGCACCAAACAGAUCCGACAGGUGAAGGGCCAGCUACAUCAGGAGCGCUGCCUCAAACAAGAAGCCUUUGAGCAAGUGGCCAAGCUAAAAAACCAUGUGAACGACAUGGAAGCAGCUUUCUCCAGGUGCACAACAGGCCGAAGCAGGACUUGUUACACGCUGUCAGUCAGCAGAUUGAGCACUAGAAGUCCCUCAGCAGGUCUACACGGGGACAGUCAGCAGCGGUCCUCCCUGCAGCUUGGCAGCCUCACACACCACACCGCACUUCAGGACUUUGCUACAGAGCCAAGACACCGGAGAGCAGAAACAGCCAGGGGCCGUUCAAACACAAGAAUAGACAGACCCAAAGCAGUGAGUGGGCCUCAGAGGCACACAAGCAGAGUGUGUUUAACUGAGUUCAGAUAAAGUUUAAACUCCUAACAGUGAAGUAGUGAAGUGCGGGGAAGAGGACGACACAGUAAAUGUUUCGGAGCCUUUGAUCAAUGUGUCAGGAUCUUCAGCAGCAGAUAGUUUGCUCAGUCGUCAUGGGAUUGUUCAUUUAAAUUCAGUUGUUGGUGAAUUACUUCCGUAAAAGUGAGAUUAUAACUUUAAUUGAACUGUGGCCACAAGUUCCAAUCACAGGACGAUGGUAAACUUUAAACUGUAGUGUAACAACAGCAGAAGUGGAGAUGACGUGAGUCUGCUCUACUAUUCUACUACUAUUUAAAGCUUUCUAAAGAUCAGACCUGAAGCUGCUGGUCAAACCAGAUCAAGUAACACUGUGGCUGAGCGAGGAUUUGUCCCAUCACUUAUUAAUUCCACUUUUUAAUUUGUGACAGGAAGAUUGUUAUUCAUUCUUUCAAAAGUUACAGCUUCACUUUCAACUGCCCAGAAAAAGAAAAUGUAAACUUGAGCAGCUAUUAAAUGAAGCUUGUAAGAUUGUUUAGUUAACUGCUGUUUCUGAGGUUAAGAAUGAACGUCAACGCAUUAGUAUUAAUUAUCAGAUACAUCUUGUGGCCGUCCCACAAGAAACCAAAGGACAACAAAAACUUAAAAAAGCUAAUUAUUUUUUGGUU
Seriola aureovittata is the source of this 7265-nucleotide messenger RNA. RefSeq lists its product as uncharacterized. The record is from RefSeq and is a predicted model, not a curated record. Bases 145 to 6615 code for a protein of 2156 amino acids. Lineage: Eukaryota; Metazoa; Chordata; Actinopteri; Carangiformes; Carangidae. The transcript has 45 exons.